CGACGAAGGCCGGGGGCCGGACGUUUCGUUUGUGUUUCGGUUUUUUUGACGAAAGUGGUUUUACAGAAAGUUGUUAGAUUUGUUGGCGCCCCAUUAGUGCGCGGAAGUUGUUGCUCCGUUGGUCCACCAGUAAAGCUUCAUAUUUCCUCUUCUGCGUGAGGAAAAGGAGAGAACAAACAUGGAUGAGCCUCCGCCACCCGGCGGUGAGAUGAUGCAUAUGACCGGAAUGAUGAUGUCUGGAAUGAUGCCACCUGGAACAGAGGCUAUGGAUGGUAGCAUGCUCCAUUAUCAGCAGGAAGGUGCUUUAACAGCUCCUCCUCCACCCUCUUACGGAAUGAUGCCACCUGGAGAAGAGUCUCUCCUUCCCCCCGGAGUUGAGGAUGAUGACACUCCACCUGCUCCACCCCCACCAUCAUUUCAGCUUGGUAUGGAAGAUGAUGAGGAUGAUGAGUUGAGAUUGCCUCAGGCUUUAGAGCAAGCAUUGGCCUUCAAAAGUCACAGAGCUCAGGCUUUAGGAGUGGACGAGGACGACCUGCGUCUCAGGAACGAUAUCCCUGAGGCUCCACCGGCACCUGUCAUCUCUCACUCUGUGGCCGAUGAUGACUAUGAAGAUGAGGAGGAAAAUGAUGCCAGUCACAAAUUUGCAAAGGGUGGGAAAAUGACCAAGGAAGAAAUGAGGAUAAACAAAAAUAAGAGGAAAAAGAAGAAGAAGAAACUCAACAAACAGAAUUUGCGCGUCCAGAAAGAGCAACAAGAAUCAGGUGUUACAAGCAAAGAAACUGAUGAGGAGACUGGUGAAAAAGAUGUAGAUGUUGAAAUUGAGUAUAUUCAGGAAGUAUUGGGACUUCAUGACUUGGACCCUAUGUACAGACAGUUUGCUAAAGUUUUUGAAACUUUCCGAAUCACUGAGCCUGAAAAGCUAGACAGAGAAGAAAUAAAAAAAGAGGAGCCCGUUAUUGAGUUCAAAAAAGCUCCAAAACCCAUUGAUGAAUAUGACGAUGAAGAUGAAGAGGAGAAAAAACUGGAUGAAAAAAAGAAGUUGUCCAAACGAAAACUGAAGAAACUUACUCGCCUCAGUGUAGCAGAAUUGAAACAGCUGGUAUCUAGGCCGGACGUUGUAGAAAUGCAUGAUGUCACAGCUAGAGAUCCUAAGUUACUAGUUCAACUUAAGGCACAUCGUAACACUGUUCCUGUUCCCAGACAUUGGUGCUUUAAACGGAAGUAUUUGCAAGGAAAGCGUGGUAUUGAAAAACCACCAUUUGAUCUUCCGGAAUUCAUAAAGAAAACUGGCAUUAUGGAAAUGCGAGCCGCCCUCCAGGAGAAGGAGGACCAAAGAACCCUUAAAGCUAAAAUGAGAGAAAGAUCUAGGCCGAAGAUGGGAAAAAUUGACAUUGACUAUCAAAAGCUCCAUGAUGCUUUCUUCAAGUGGCAGACAAAACCAAGGAUGACUAUUCAUGGUGACUUAUACUACGAAGGAAAAGAGUUUGAAACUAGGUUGAAGGAAAAGAAACCUGGAGAUCUAAGUGAUGAUUUACGUACUGCUCUGGGAAUGCCAGUUGGCUCUAGUGCCCACAAGGUUCCUCCACCUUGGCUGAUUGCUAUGCAACGUUAUGGACCGCCACCAUCUUAUCCAAACCUUAAGAUCCCUGGUCUGAAUGCACCCAUUCCGGACAGCUGCUCCUUCGGUUACCAUGCUGGUGGUUGGGGAAAACCUCCUGUCGAUGAGUCUGGAAAAGCACUCUAUGGUGAUGUCUUUGGACAGCAAAAUCGUGAUCUUGAUAAUGAUGCUGCUGAAGAGGAAGUGGACCGCACCAUUUGGGGCGAGCUCGAGUCAGAGUCUGAAGAAGAAGAAUCAGAAGAGGAGGAAAGUGAAGGUGAAGAGGAAUCAGAGGACCAGACUGGUCUUGUUACCCCAGCAGAAGGCCUGGUCACACCCAGUGGAAUGGCAUCCAUUCCAACCGGGCUGGAAACUCCAGAAAUUAUUGAACUCAGAAAGAGGAAGAUUGAGAAUGAAAUGGAUGGAGGGGACACUCCUGCGCAGCUUUACCAGGUCUUGCCUGAGAAACGUGUUGAUCGCGUGUCUGGUGCAAUGAUGGCAUCGACUCACAUUUAUGACAUGACCAAUACUAGUGCACCCAGGGAGGGCGUGCCUAUCGUCCAGCCACGAGGGCGAGUUCAAUUGCCAGGAAUGUCGGAUCAAGCUGUUGAGCUGGCGUUGGAUCCGUCCGAAUUGGACCUUGUGGAUACUGAAGCCAUGAAGGCCCGGUACGAGCAGCAGAUCCGCGAGCAGAGCCACCUCCAGAAGGAAGAUCACUCGGACAUGUUGGCUGAUCACUUAGCAAGACAAAAGAAUAAAAGGAAAAGACAGCAAACACAAGCUGAGAAACCAACUAAGAAAUACAAAGAGUUCAAAUUCUAAAGAAGGAAUAUCUGAAUGGGGAAGUAUUGUAGGGCUCUCAGCUCCACUGCAUUUUAUCAUAAAAAUGCCAAUCUUUUUUUUUUUUUUUUAACUCAAAUGCAAUUGAGUGUUUUAUAGUUAGCAACUGACAUGGUUGCUUCAUGAAUUGUCAGGGACAUUGUACAUAGUAAUUAAAUAAUUUGAUCAGAA
Thrips palmi is the source of this 2608-nucleotide messenger RNA. RefSeq names its product splicing factor 3B subunit 2 (gene Sf3b2). Lineage: Eukaryota; Metazoa; Arthropoda; Insecta; Thysanoptera; Thripidae. The transcript has 14 exons. Gene Ontology annotation, cellular component: U12-type spliceosomal complex; precatalytic spliceosome; U2 snRNP. The record is from RefSeq and is a predicted model, not a curated record. Gene Ontology annotation, biological process: mRNA splicing, via spliceosome. Bases 179 to 2419 code for a protein of 746 amino acids.